AUGAUGAACCAGGUGGUCGGACCGGACGGCAGGCGGAUGUUCCGGCCGACGAUGCCGGUCCAGCAGAUCAACACGACGAGGCUCUACAGGGGAGUGCGGCAGAGGCAUUGGGGGAAAUGGGUGGCGGAGAUUCGCCUCCCGCGCAACCGCACACGACUCUGGCUCGGCACCUUCGACACCGCCGAGGACGCCGCCAUGGCCUACGACCGCGAGGCGUUCAAGCUCCGCGGCGAGAACGCCCGGCUCAAUUUCCCGGAGCUCUUCCUCAACAAGGAAAAACCCUCUGUUUCUUCUCCGCCUUCCCCUGUUCCAACUUCAUAA
Linum tenue is the source of this 321-nucleotide messenger RNA. Lineage: Eukaryota; Viridiplantae; Streptophyta; Magnoliopsida; Malpighiales; Linaceae. The record is from the annotation of a GenBank genome assembly.